Molecule: messenger RNA, 6999 nt
Organism: Triplophysa dalaica
Lineage: Eukaryota; Metazoa; Chordata; Actinopteri; Cypriniformes; Nemacheilidae
Gene: mypn
Product: myopalladin
Exons: 20
Coding region: 983-6352 (1789 amino acids)
Molecular function (GO): protein kinase activity
Source: RefSeq, a predicted model, not a curated record
CAGUCUGUGUUAUUUGAGUGUCAGAAGCAUCUGCGGGCAGAUUGUGUUUCUAGAUUCGGUAACAUCAGGGACACCCUCCUCAAACCUUUCUUAGAAAUAAAAUGCUGUUUGAAGACUGUUAUGAAGAUAAAAACCCAAAGUUUUAAGAAUGAAGAUAGGUAUGGACAAAACACAAAACGAAUAAUUAAAAAAACUUCACCCAAAAAUGAAAAUUCUGUCAUCAUUCACUCACCCUCAGAUUGUUCCAAACCUCUGUUAAGUUCUGCUGGACCCAAGGGAAGAUAUUUGUAAGAAUGUCACAAAGCAAACUGAUUUCAUCCCCCAUGAACUGCUAUAGUUUGGAAAAUAAAUACCAUGAGAGCCAAUGGAGGGAUCUGUUUGUUCAAAUGUUGUCAGGUUCGGAAUAAUCUGAGUAAAUAAUGACCAAAAAAAUUUUUUGGGGGUAAACUGUCCCUUUUUAAAUACAUUAUUCCCACGUUUUAAACGGCUCCAUAACAAAAGUGUUUUGACAUUGUCUGAAUGUAAAAGCAGAUGUGAUAUCUGUAUGGUUAAUAAAGUCACAUCUGAAACUCUGAUGUCAACAGGAGUUUGUCUUCACGUGUCUUUGUUCUUCUUAUGAGGUGGAAGACUUUAGAUUUGGAGCGAUGGCUGUGAUGAGCUCUGGAGCACAAUCUGACUUCAGAUCUGAUUCUGUGUGGAUUUACAGAACAGAAAAGAAUCCUUCAGAAUUUACUCACCCUCAAGUCGUUCCAAACCUGUGUACACGUCUUUGUGAAAAGAAGAAGAUAUUUUGAAGAAUGUUCUAGAAUCUAACUAAAUGUUUUUUGACCGUCAUAACAGUACCGUAGGAUGUUUUCCUACUAUUGUAAACUCACACAGGUUUGACAUGCUGUGAGGAUGAUGACCAAGUUGUUUUCAGAUUUGUCUUCAUUGAUCUGAAUGUAGCAUUUACAUCUGUACUGACAGAAUAGCACAUUUUAUAAUGCUACUUCUGUCCCAGUUAUGUGACGGUGUGUGUUUCACAGUAAUGUUCUCUAUGAUUAUUAGUCGAGUCAUGCAGGAUCAGACGGUGGAUCAGCCCACAUCUCUGUCGCAGCUCCUGAGAGACAGUUAUCUGUCUGAUGCUCAUCACCGACAUGCUGAAUCCAGCUGCUUAGAUUCCCCUCGACGUCUGGUGUACGGAGCUGUGAAAGAGAAAGCCGACCCUUCUGCUGAAAGACCGGAUGCUCCGUUCCCGGAUCUGUCUGCUUUCUUGAGUCAGGAGGAGUUGGAUAAGAGCGUGGAUUUGGCCAGCAAAGCCUUCAGCCACGAGCACAAAUCUGAGGGACAUCAUUCCAGCGUUCCAUCAGACAAACUGGCCGUCGAGACCCCGGCCCAGCCAUGCGUCCGAGACAAGUCGGUGAGGAACAUCAGAACGUCAAGGGAACCUCCUCCAGACUUCAAAAGACCCUCGAGAAACGCUCCGUACGGUGUAGAGCCACAAUCUAAGAAAGAGUUCCUCAACAAGGCGGCUGAUUUCAUCGAGGAGCUUUCUUCUCUCUUCAAAGCCAACAGUUCCAAGCGAAUUCGGCCUCGUUCUUGUAAAGGCCAUCGCAGUCGACACCAGAACAAAGCCCAGCUGGACGCCUCUUCAUACUCCUCUCACUCUGAAGACAGAGAAAGAGCGAACGAGCAACCCUUAGAGUCUGACAAACCCAUGGAUGGAGUCUUAGAGAAAGUUUGUAUGGAGGAGGAGGAGCCACUGGAGUGUCCGUGUGAAAGUCAACGUGAGAAGCCGGAGGAACCUGCCAUGUGUGAACCUCCACAAUUUAUUCAGAAACUCAAGAGCCGAGAGGUUCCAGAGGGCAGUAAGGUCCAGAUGGACUGUGUCGUGAGAGGACUGCCCACACCUGAAAUCAGGUGGUUUUGUGAGGGUAAAGAGCUGGAAAACAGUCCUGAUAUUCAGAUCAUCAGUAUUAGAGAUCGACACUCUUUGAUCAUCGCUGAAGCUUUUGAAGAAGACACAGGAAGAUAUUCCUGCUUCGCCUCCAACUUCUGCGGGACAGACUCCACAUCGGCCGAAAUCUACAUUGAGGGUGCAUCAUCAUCAGAUUCUGAAGGAGAGCAACAUCUUCCAGCCCAGCUUCAUAACAGAUCUCCUCCGCCCCAGACUGAUGUGAUCUCAGAAACACCCGACACGUUUCUUCAAGACUCCACACCAACAUUGACAAUCUCCAGCCUUGAACAGCAAGCAGCUUCAGCGUCUCACACCCAGAUGACCUUUGACCCGGAAGAUACAGAACAUCUGACAUGUGUGUUUAUCAGCCCUCAAAUAGCUGAGCAAGAAUCCACAUCAGAAGUCCAGCAGACGGCCCUGAUAGAGCCCACUCCCACUGAAUCUCCAGCAUCACCUCCAGAUACAUCAGACACACUGUUAACAUCUCAACAGAGCAACACUGAGGAUCUAAAUGGCAGCAGUAGUUUUCUUCAAAGCUUCGACGUCAGACCCAUAAUGGCAGUUCCUGUGUUUACAAAGAAUCUUCAGGAUGAGGUUCUGGCACAAGAGGGUCAGCUGGUGGUGCUGGAGUGCCAAGUGAAAGGUGUUCCCUCCCCUAAAGUGGACUGGUACAGAGAGGGAACACUGAUCGAUGAUUCUCCGGACUUCAGGAUCCUCCAGAAGAAGCCAAGGUCCAUGGCUGAGUCUGAGGAGAUGUGCACGCUGGUCAUCGCGGAGGUCUUUCCGGAGGAUUCUGGAACAUUUACUUGCACAGCCAGUAAUAAAUACGGCACAGUCUCUAGUAUCGCAGGGCUGAGGGUGAAAGGAUGCAACAAUAAGAGCUCAAAAGCAACGAGCCUGAUGACGGAAUCAUGUCAUCAAAAGGUUCCAGCUACAUCAUCUUUGAAGUGUGAAGAUGUUCCUCUGCUAAACCACAAACUUCACUCGAGUGUGCUUUCUCUUGACCCUCUAAGGUCAGGCUCAACACAGUCAGACACGCAGAGCAAUGGAAGUGGACUUCGACAUGACCUCACCACUAGCCUGCCCAACCUAAACCCGCUCAGUAUUGGACAGCUCCACUCAGAUACCUUCAGAUCUAGUUUACCUCGUUUAGAUUCGCUCAGCUUCAGUGUUCCUCAAUUUGAGCUGAUGAACUCUGACUCUAAACACCGACCUCUCAAAACUUUCUCAUCACACAUUGAUUCAGGCGACUCUGGUUUUAAGUCUUCCACAGACGUGACCCAAUGUCUACCCAAUGGAUCAGCCUCCACCUUUAGCUCUGAUGUGGUUUCCUGGGUUGAACCGUUACAAAACGUUCAGGUUGGGUCAAAAUCAAGCCCCGACCCCCCGCCAGAAGAUUCCAGUAACCAUCACGAGCGUCCCCCUCUUAAUCCCCAACCGGAUCCUCCGACCUCUUGCCUCAAAACUAGAUCUGAGAGGCUGUUAGUCAAUCACAACGAGUCACGCUCCAGUUCUCGAGUGGGUCUCCGGGUGACCUUUAAACUUCCAGAAGAUGAAGAGGACGAAGAGAAAUCCAACAAAGCACCACCGCCAGUGUUGGCUAAACCAAAGUUAGACCCGGUGCAACUUCAGAUUCUUCACAACCAGGUGCUUCUGGAACAGCAGCAGGGCAAAGUCUCUCCAAGUCAAGAGUCUCCACAUUCUGACAGCACAAGUUUUGAGGCACCGUUUGUCAUGCCGCUUCAGUCUUCUUCAAAUUCAGGGUCUUCACAGCUCAGAACUCCCCGUGUCAUGAACUCUACUCCAGUUCCACAGUUGAUUUCUGCCUCUGUUCCUGUACAGCCUUUAGCACCUGUACCCCAGUUGAGUGCAUCUUUGCCCCUUCUUAGUACAUUAGCCAACGCUUUAUUCAACAACCCCCAAACACCUCAACCAAACCUCGUCUCUAAUGCUUUGUUAAAUAGUAUUCCACACAGUGUGGUUCCCUCUAGCUUCAUAACCCAGACGACAGUGAUGCCACUGCCGGCCCCUCAGAUCAUGUCACCAGUGACUCAACUCAACAUGGCUCCGCUUGCCCCGAUGCCAUUCAGCCCUCUAACAGCAGCGCCUCCCAUCAUCCCUCUGGCUCAAUCAAAUCAGUUUAUCCCAGCUUUUCCCACCCAACCAAACACCAACAGCAUGUUCAAUAUGCCCCCCUUGAGCCCCCCCACUCACAUAUCUCAAAGAAAUAUGAACCCUACGCCGCAGAUGAACUCUGUUCCCUUCAGUGAAACAGUCAUGACUGUUGUUAAAACACAGCCACCGAUAACACCUGAUGCAGCAGCGGUAAACAACACUGUAACUAAGGUAAACACCACCCCGGUUACUCGCCCGGUCACGUUAAUACAAGACACAAAGUCUCAAAGUGUUGCAUGGAUAAGUAAGGUCACGUCCCCUCAAGUGUUAAAUGGUCCCUCACCUGCACCGGUGUCUGUUCCACCACUGAACUCCACCACCCAGCCUCCUCUUCCUGCCAUGAUUCCCAUCUCCACCCAGAGCUUCAGCUACACCAGACCAAAGGAUUUCAUUGCUGCCCAGACCCUGUCUCCCCUCAGGAGUCCUUCUCCAACGGAGUCCCCCGUUCCGAUGCUUCAUGAAUUAGCUGCGCAGAUCUUCCCAAAGUCAACGCGGCAACAGAUGUCACCCGUUAACCAGUUUGCCCCAUCCCAGAGAAAGUUGCCAACAAGGAUCCUGGAAUGUCCACGCAGCCCGCCGGCGUUCAUGUCCUCACCCCCUCUAGUUCCUCCUGGCCUAGUCUUUGCUUUUAGACCUCAGUCACCACCACAGGCUUCUUCACCCACCUCAAGCAGCUCCAGCCCCAGUCCCAUCCAAAAUCCAGUGGCCUUCCUCAGUUCUGUCCUGCCCUCGCUGCCAACAUCUCCUCCCACCAAUGCCAUGGGACUGCCUAAGAGAGCUCCUCUCGGACCUCAAGGUGCACUGAAGAAGAACCCCAGAGGUCUGCGGACAAUGUCAGAGGACGACAUUCGAGACAGCAGGGAAACACUGCUGCAAGAUAUUGAGAAAAAACUACAGUUAAAAAAUGAAUCAUUUCGUUUUGGACAGCAGAAGGUGAGCUGGCCGCUCGGAUCAAAUGUUCCCACUGCGACUGUCAUUAACUAUCAUGAGGAAUACAAGAUGUCAAACUUUGAGCAGAGACUUUUGAGUGAGAUUGAGUUUCGAUUGGAGAGAACGCCGGUGGAAGAAUCAGACGAGGAAGUUCAACACGAUGAAAUUCCCUCUGGAAGAUGUAUCGCACCCAUCUUUGACAAGAAACUCAAACACUUCCGGGCGGUGGAGGGAGCUCCAGUCACGUUCACCUGUAAAGUUGUUGGAAUUCCAGUGCCAAAGGUCUACUGGUUUAAGGAUGGAACACAGAUUUUGAAGAAGAACCAACACUAUCAGAAGAUCAGAGAAGGUGACGGGACGUGUUCUUUACACAUAGAAGCUGCCGGCAGUGAUGAUGAUGGAAAUUAUACCGUCAUGGCAGCCAAUCCACAGGGCAGGAUAAGCUGUUCCGGACACUUGAUUGUUCAGACGGGUCCUGUGAGAAACCGGCCCGUGGUUCACUCUCAGAGAGUCCGGGCGCGUGUCCAGGAGGUGGAAGGAGAGCUGGCGCAGGAGCGAUUCUUCCGUCCUCACUUUCUACAGGCACCUGGAGACAUGUUCGCUCAUGAAGGCCGUGUCUGUCGAUUAGACUGCAAGGUGAGCGGAUUACCUCAUCCCGAGAUCAUGUGGCUCCUCAACGGAAGGCCCAUAUAUCCUGACGUCAGCCAUCGGAUGUUGGUGAGAGAGAAUGGGGUUCAUUCUCUGGUUAUCGAUCCUCUGACUCAAGCCGAUGACGGGACGUACACCUGCAUCGCCUCCAAUAAAGCGGGCCAGAGUUCUUUCUGUCUGGAGCUGAGAGUCGUGGAGAAAGAGAUGAAACAAGCGCCGCAGUUUGUGGAGAAGCUGCAGAACACAGGCGUGGCAGAAGGAGCGCCGCUGCGUUUGGAAUGCCGCGUGAUUGGAAUGCCACAACCGGUCAUUUACUGGAAGAAAGAUAACGACACCAUCUCUCACUCCAAAGAGAGACUGAGCAUGCACCAGGACGCCACAGGAUAUGUCUGUCUUCUGAUUCAACCCACCAGAAAAGAGGACGCUGGCUGGUACACCGUUUCCGCCAAAAACGAAGCCGGUAUCACGUCAUGCACAGCAAGAUUAGACAUCUACGCUCAGUGGUAUCAGCACGUCCAUCCGCCCAUGAGGAAAACACAGCUGACCGGAAGCUGUUACGCAGCUCUGAGCCAUCAGGGUCUGGAUAUCAAAUCUGCUUUUUCUACCUGUGACGGCGGUCCUGUCAUGUUCUCUGCUUGUCGGUCAGAAAGUGAGCAGCUGUAGAUGCCUGCUGAGGGUUUAAAAGCCAUCUAUAACAAUUAAACAUCAAUGCCCAACAUACUGACACAUGACUCAUCGUGGAUUGAAAGGAAUAAUAUAGAUGUCUUUUAGUAGAGAGGAGCAGCUGAGUUUUAAAUGCGUCCUGCUGGCACAAUAUUUACAUGUGCACAUGAUGAGAAUAAUGUUCUCUGUAGAACUCUUCAUCUUUUUUAUCUGACAUGUCUAUUAGACAAUCAACUCUUAAACGAAAUAAGACUCAAGCUAUUUGUGAUGUUUUUUUGCCACAUAAAGUGUACACGUACUGCUUCUCUAUAGGUUAUAAUAAAGCAUGUGUCAGAUGUAUAGAGAGACUAUAUAGAUACAUAUAUAUUUAUAAAUUACCAUACUAGUUGUUGUGUCAGCUGACUUGUUUACUUGUCUCUCCUUUCAGACUGUGGUUAUGAAUCUGUGAAUAGAAUAAAUACAAUUUACAACAUGUUUUGUAGAUUUACCAAAUUCUGUGUGUAAAUGUGUGAUCUGAUUCUGACCAACACCAGCUGUAAUAAUCACAUUUGAUUCUGUUUAAAAUAAGAGGAAAACUCUUUUAUGCCGCAUUUUAUGAGGAACGAAAAGGUUUAUUUAAUAUAGUUACGGAAGAUGAAAUAUGCUGC